Messenger RNA from Salvia miltiorrhiza (redroot sage), 1845 nucleotides. Its product is annotated as ribulose bisphosphate carboxylase/oxygenase activase 2, chloroplastic-like. Gene Ontology annotation, cellular component: chloroplast stroma; thylakoid. The record is from RefSeq and is a predicted model, not a curated record. Gene Ontology annotation, molecular function: ribulose-1,5-bisphosphate carboxylase/oxygenase activator activity; ATP hydrolysis activity; ATP binding. Bases 268 to 1695 code for a protein of 475 amino acids. The transcript is spliced from 4 exons. Lineage: Eukaryota; Viridiplantae; Streptophyta; Magnoliopsida; Lamiales; Lamiaceae.
ACUUUAAUUUCUUGAAAAAAAAAAAGAGAGAGAGAGAGAGAGAAAAAUUUGAUCUUAGCCUAUAAUUCCACAAAGGGAUGUAUUGUUCCGAGUGGUGCAUGUGUGGUAACUAAACGAUGACCUAAUUUAAGUGGAGAAGAGUAAAGCAAAAAUAUUAACCUCAAUUUCGAAACCCCCACGCAACGUGCGGCCGCCUGGCCGCCACGUGUCACGUAGGCAAUCUUGAUUGUGUGGCCAAUUGGGACUGAUAGGCCAAUCCAAUGUGGUAUGAAAUUUGUGCAUUCUCUUCAAACUCCCCCUACUAUAAUAACUCACUCCUAUCUUAAGUAUAGCACAGCCACUGAAUUGAAUCACCACCACCACCCUCUCCAACUUCAUCACACAAUGGCCGCCGCCGUGUCGACCAUCGGAGCCGUCAACCGCGUACCGUUGAACUUGAAUGGAUCGAGCGGAGGAGGCGCAGUGCCGACUUCGUCAUUCCUGGGAACGAGUCUGAAGAAGGGCGCGGGCAGCGUGAAAGGCGUCAAGGGCGGGAGCUUGAAAGUGGUGGCGCAGGAGCAGGAGGUGUCGGAGAAGAAGCAGACGAAAGAAGACAGGUGGAAGGGGCUGGGCGAGGACAUCUCGGACGACCAGCAGGACAUCACGAGGGGGAAGGGCAUGGUGGACCCCCUGUUCCAAGCCCCCACCGGGAUGGGGACCCACGACGCCGUCCUCAGCUCCUACGAGUACCUCAGCCAAGGCCUCCGCGAGUACAACCUCGACAACAAGCUCGACGGCUUCUACAUCGCCCCCGCCUUCAUGGACAAGCUCGUCGUCCACCUCUCCAAGAACUUCAUGACCCUCCCCAACAUCAAGAUUCCGUUGAUUCUGGGUAUAUGGGGAGGCAAGGGCCAGGGGAAAUCCUUCCAGUGCGAGCUGGUCUUCCGGAAGAUGGGGAUCAACCCGAUCAUGAUGAGCGCCGGUGAGCUGGAGAGCGGCAACGCGGGAGAGCCGGCCAAGCUGAUCCGGCAGCGCUACAGGGAGGCGGCGGACAUCAUCAAGAAGGGGAAGAUGUGCUGCCUCUUCAUCAACGACCUCGACGCCGGGGCCGGCCGGAUGGGCGGCACCACCCAGUACACGGUCAACAACCAGAUGGUGAACGCCACGCUCAUGAACAUCGCCGACAACCCCACCAACGUGCAGCUUCCCGGGAUGUACAACAAGCAGGAGAACCCCCGCGUGCCCAUCAUCGUCACCGGAAACGACUUCUCCACCCUCUACGCGCCGCUCAUCCGUGACGGUCGUAUGGAGAAGUUCUACUGGGCACCCACCCGCGACGACCGUGUCGGUGUGUGCAAGGGUAUCUUCCGUACCGACGGCGUCUCCGACGAGUGCGUCACCAAACUCGUCGACACCUUCCCCGGCCAGUCCAUCGAUUUCUUCGGUGCUCUUCGGGCGCGAGUGUAUGACGAUCUAGUGAGAGAGUGGGUGAGCGGAAUUGGGGUGGAGAACAUCGGACGUAAGCUGGUGAACUCUCGGGACGGGCCGCCGGUGUUCGAGCAGCCGAAGAUGACGCUGGAGAAGCUGCUGAGCUACGGUAACAUGCUGGUCGCAGAGCAAGACAAUGUCAAGAGAGUGCAGCUGGCUGACAAAUAUUUGAAGGAUGCUGCUCUCGGCGAAGCUAACAAGGAUGCCAUUGAGACCGGAAAGUUCUAGAAUAGCUCUCAACCCAUUAUCACGUUCCUGCCUACCUGCUGCUGUUUAUACAAAUUCUGUUUUUUCCCUAUCUUCUUUUCCUUUUCUUUUUCUUGUUUUUCUCCCUUCAAUUUGUGUACUGUUUCGUUAAUUAAAUCCUGAGUUUGCUUA